AUGUCCGGCCCAGGAGUUGGUUUCGAGUUCCCUCGCUCAGACGUCUCAUGGCUGAAGAGAGAUGUCCUCCUGUUCGCCGUCAGUAUCGGCGCGACAGCGAAGGAUGAGUUGCAUUUCAUCUACGAACUAGAUCCCAAGUUCGCCGUCUUUCCCACCUACUCCAUCCUCCUCCCAUUCAAAAAGACCACACAAGAAGUGAUCGACUUCUACGCCUCGCAGCGCAGCAACCCGAUCCCGGGCGUGCCCAAAUUCGACCCGACACGAGUCCUGGACGGGCAGCGAUCGAUCGAAUUCCUCAAGCCACUGCCCACCUCGUCCGAGGGCCGGCAGUUCGAGCUGCGCGAGAAAGUCCUCGGCGUCUACGACAAGGGCAAGCCCGGCACGGUCGUCGAGCGCGAGACGCUCGUUGUCGAUAAACAGUCUGGCGAGGUGUAUACCCGCAUGGUCGGCUCGGGCUUCUUCGUCGGCCAGGGCGGCUGGGGUGGCCCCAAGGGCCCUGCGACAGUCAAUUACCCGCCGCCCAAGGGCAGAGAGGCCAGCCCCGAUAAGGUGCAUGAGAUCCAAUUGACGCCUGAGAGUGCCCAUUUGUACAGACUAAACGGCGACUACAAUCCACUGCACGCAACGCCCGAACCGGGCCAGAAGAUGGGCUUCGGCGGCGCGAUCAUGCACGGCUUGUUCAGCUGGAACGCGUCGGCGUUCGCGCUGCUCAAGGAGCUGGGCGGCAGCGACCCGGCCAACAUCAAGGACUUCCAGGCGCGGUUCGCCGCCCCCGUCAAGCCCGGCGUCAAGCUCGUCGUCAAGAUCUGGCGGACCGGAGAGGUCAAGGAUGGCUUUGAGGAGAUUCGCUUCGUCACUGAGGUCAAUGGGAAGGUCGUCCUCAGUAAUGGCCGAGCGUCGAUACGUGUCGUUGACGGCAAGAGUAAAUUGUAG
Molecule: messenger RNA, 933 nt
Organism: Exophiala bonariae
Lineage: Eukaryota; Fungi; Ascomycota; Eurotiomycetes; Chaetothyriales; Herpotrichiellaceae
Exons: 4
Coding region: 1-933 (310 amino acids)
Biological process (GO): fatty acid beta-oxidation
Cellular component (GO): peroxisome
Molecular function (GO): enoyl-CoA hydratase activity; 17-beta-hydroxysteroid dehydrogenase (NAD+) activity; (3S)-3-hydroxyacyl-CoA dehydrogenase (NAD+) activity
Source: RefSeq, a predicted model, not a curated record